UACCACAUCACCACACGGCGCCAUAUUAGAGACACAUUAUAUUGCAGCGGACGAAGUCAAGGAAAAGGACUGUACUCCAGAUGUAAAGGCUUCUCAGGCCGCAGUAGUCAAUUCGCAAAACACUCGAGGUGAGUGUUGUAUGGUUGACAACGAGUAAUUGAGUCAAACAUCUCGGGCAGCGUGGUCCGAGGCGUGCUGUUUUCGUCGUUGUUUCGCUGAGUUGCCGGCAGACAUGACUUCCUUGGUUCAGCGGAGCUCGGGCCUGGUGCAGAGGAGGACCGAAGCGUCGCGCAACGCCACCGACAAAGACCGUCCGGACGGCGAGGAGGACCACGAGCCCCGCCGGGGAGAAGAGACGGACGAUGACGAUACUGGAGACUCCAAAGAAACACGUCUCACCUUGAUGGAAGAAGUGCUGUUGUUAGGACUGAAGGACCGAGAGGGCUACACCUCGUUCUGGAAUGACUGCAUUUCAUCAGGGCUGCGAGGGUGCAUGCUGAUUGAGCUGGCCCUGCGAGGACGUCUUCAGCUGGAGGCGUGUGGCAUGAGGAGGAAAGGUCUGCUGGCCCGGAAGGUGAUCUGUAAGUCAGACGCUCCGACGGGCGACGUGCUCCUGGAUGAAGCACUAAAGCACAUCAAAGACACUCAGCCCCCCGAGACCGUGCAGAGCUGGAUCGAGCUGCUGAGUGGAGAGACGUGGAACCCCCUGAAGCUUCACUAUCAAUUGCGGAACGUCCGUGAGAGGCUGGCCAAAAACUUAGUGGAGAAAGGCGUCCUCACCACUGAGAAGCAGAACUUCCUGCUAUUCGACAUGACCACACACCCUCUGACCAACAACAACAUCAAGCAGCGCCUAAUCAAGAAGGUCCAGGAGGCCGUGCUGGAGAAGUGGGUGAACGACCCGCAUCGAAUGGACAAGCGGCUGCUGGCGCUCAUCUUCUUAGCCCACUCUUCUGACGUCUUGGAAAAUGCCUUCGCCCCGCUGCUAGACGACCAAUACGACCUGGCCAUGAAGAGAGUGCGACAGCUCCUGGAGCUGGAGCCCGAGGGGGAGAGCAUGAAGGCCAACGCCAACGAGCUGCUGUGGUCCGUAGUGGCCGCCUUCACCAAAUGAGGCCCCCACAGUGAGGACAGCAAGCAGUUGUGGCAUUCAAGUGGCAUUGUACUUUUGGGGAAGGAAUCAGAGCCCCCAACAUGGUGACUAGACUGAAUUACAGUCCCCCCCCACCUGGGCUUUUGGAAUGGGCUGCCCUCUUUCCUCAUCCCUCUUCUUCUGCUCUUUAUCCCCCCCCCCCCCCCCCCCCCCCCCCCUCACUUUGCUAAAAAUAAUACCUAAUGGAAUGAAGUGGUAGGGUCAUGAGGCUGAAAUCAAGAGUCAUAUCCUUUUAAUUUUCUAUCAGGUGUAUCUUUGGAACUGUUUACUGGAGGUACGGUAUGUAUGGCCCAGGUGACUCAAGGGAGUGUCCUGACACCCCCUGACAAUAAAAUAAGUGACGGAGAUGUACAGGGCGGUGAUGCUUCACAGGAAGGAAAGGGUAGCUGUCGUUAAAUGGAUAUCUUCGGUUUAAAAUCAAGUACUGUGUGGAAACUAACGUAAGAGAGGCCCUUGAACCCAUCUUUGAUGUAUACCUGCUUGUCCUCUGCAGGGGGCUGGAGACUGACACUGGCGGGCGGGCAGGGCGGGGCGGGGGGGGUGUGUGGCCACACCCUGCACAUGUCACCAGUAUAUCAUUGGCCUGACACAUAGACAGACAGCCAUUCACACUGGCAGGCAGCUUAGUUCACCUGAUCUGCAUGUCUUUUGACUGGGGGGGGGGGGUGUUGGCUGAUGCUGGCACUUGGAAAAAACCGAACUCUGCACAACUGCCUGAUGGAUUGUAUCCGAUGGCAACAGCACGACCCUGCAGGGCACCCCUACAUUCCAUUGCUGCCGGCCACUGGAGGGUGUGGAAGACGGCUGGUCUGCCUACACAUGCAUGGAUACAUACAGUCCCUGGAAUAUGGAGCGUUGACCUGUGUGACUUAACACAUACUUACACCGCAGCCCCAUUGAAUUCUGGGAAGCUAGUUUAAAAUGAAAAGCCAAAAUAUAGAGAACGUCAUUAAAACGACCCAUUUAGGGUAAAGCAGUGCUGAGAUAACUAAUUCUGAAGUUUUGCUCGCGCUGAUAGAAAUACAACGUAGGAUGAAAGGCAAAAUAGAAAAUAUUGUUAGUCUUUCUGUCAUAAAAAGAUCAUACUGUUUUAAAAAUCCUUUGGCCAGUAGUUCCUUUUUAUUCGCAAUUAAACAGGAAUUUUGACACAGGACUUGGGCUUGUAUGGAAUCUUAUCCAGAUGCACUGGCAACAUGUGUCUAAUAUUUAGCAGGUAUAUUCAGGAUUCCAGGAUGUAAUAUCUGAGGAGUGUCAUUUGAAAGCAUUCACAUCUUUGUCCGUUGUUACAACUUGUUUGAAAGUAUCAUCCAACAUCAUUUUUAUAUCUGUUAGCUGACACAAUAAGGAUGACAUUUAAAUAUUUUAGUGACAGAAGCAAACUUUGGAAACUGACCCAAUCAGCAUACAGUUGUCACUUUAUAAGUGGCUUUAAAAAUAAUCCUAAAUGAAGAUACAUGUUGAUUUUCAGCUCUUCUCCAGUACAGGGGGAGGUUCAGGAAGUGUUUCCAUGGCUUCUUCAAACAUCAUUUGAUAUAAUUCUCUUCUUUUAAACACAGAACAGUUUUAAAGUUCUGUCCUUUCUGUCUGUCCUUUCUGUCUACUACAACAAACCUCUAGCUCACAUAUUAUAGAACAUAAUCAGUUGGCUUCAGAGUUGUUGGAAGGUGUCUUUUGGACUAAAUGUAGCUGUGCUAGCAGUUCUGAGCUGAACACAUUCCCACCCAUGAUGGAUGCACAGAGCGGAAAUAGAUAUCCGAUGGUGGCAAACAAAGUGUGUUUCCUUAACUCGCAGCGAUGCUUUAAUGUGCAGACAGUCUUACUUUGCAGCUACGUGUGAAUGCUCUCAAAUUAAAUCCAUUGUAUGAACUAAAUUUGGAUUACCUAACACAGCCACCAAAGUCUAAUCAGAGGAAUCACAAGAUGGGCUCACAUUCCAGAUGUUCGUGUAUAUACUUGUGUAUUUGUAUCAGGCAAACGAUGUGUGUUUCUCAACUGCUUAACAAAGUCUAUCAUGGUACAGUGUCUUUCAAACUGUUGUUACAUAGUGCUCUAAAACAUUCAUCAAAGCCUUUUCACCAUUAACCAUACCUUGCUCUUAAUUUCUCUGCCUCAAUGUUUAGAUUUGAAUUUGUUUGAUUAUUCGGUUUUAACAAGUUUUGCUACUCAAAGACAUUGCUUUAUUACAGAUGGCCUCCCUCUGGUAUGUAUGUAGCAAAGAGCUGCGAGUGACGGUGGGAGAAGAGAAGAGGUGACCAAGAGAUUUAUGCAUCAGAAAAUCACCUCAAAAUGCAACGUGAAUAUGAGAUUAUAUAUGUUAUCUAAAUAAAGGGACCUCUAGUCUGUGUACUACUUUCUUUGACCCUAGAAAAUAAACCAAGAGCUUGGAAGUGCCUAAACACA
This is a messenger RNA of Eleginops maclovinus (Patagonian blennie), 3553 nucleotides long. RefSeq names its product golgi phosphoprotein 3a (gene golph3a). The transcript has 4 exons. Gene Ontology annotation, biological process: Golgi organization; Golgi vesicle budding; Golgi to plasma membrane protein transport. Gene Ontology annotation, molecular function: phosphatidylinositol-4-phosphate binding. Bases 233 to 1114 code for a protein of 293 amino acids. Gene Ontology annotation, cellular component: cytosol; Golgi cisterna; trans-Golgi network. The record is from RefSeq and is a predicted model, not a curated record. NCBI's taxonomy places the organism in Eukaryota, Metazoa, Chordata, Actinopteri, Perciformes, Eleginopidae.